Electrophorus electricus (electric eel) is the source of this 3173-nucleotide messenger RNA. RefSeq names its product KH-type splicing regulatory protein (gene khsrp). Gene Ontology annotation, biological process: regulation of DNA-templated transcription. Lineage: Eukaryota; Metazoa; Chordata; Actinopteri; Gymnotiformes; Gymnotidae. The record is from RefSeq and is a predicted model, not a curated record. Gene Ontology annotation, molecular function: RNA binding.
CCCGCCCAUUAGUUUGCCUUUCUUGCCUUCCCGCUCCUGCGCAGCUCUGCCCGGCCUGCAGCUCCCGUUACCUCGCCGCACGAUUCACCCCCGAACACGGACAGCAUGUCGGAGUACAGCGCGGUGCCGCCACCCGGGGCCGGAGCAGCUAUAGGAUCCGGUGGGAUCAAGAAAGACGCUUUCGCGGAUGCCGUGCAACGUGCCCGUCAGAUUGCAGCCAAGAUCGGCGGAGAUGUUGCUGCUGCCCCUAUGAGCAACAACGGAGGCACAGAGAGCUACCCGUUCACACCGCAGAAACGAUCCCUAGAAGACGGAGAUCAGCCAGACAGUAAGAGGAUGGCUUCUCAGAGUGACAGAGACAACGCUACAGCACUGUCCAUCGGGGCCCAGCUGGCUGCACUGUCCCAGCAGAGUGGACGCCCUUCCUCUCUAACGGAGGAGUACAGAGUACCUGAUGGCAUGGUAGGCCUGAUCAUUGGCCGAGGAGGAGAGCAGAUCAAUAAGAUCCAGCAGGAGUCUGGGUGUAAAGUUCAGAUCGCCCCAGAUAGUGGAGGUUUACCCGAGAGGAGUGUCUCUCUGACUGGAUCUCACGACUCCAUUCAGAAGGCCAAGAUGCUAUUGGAUGAUAUCGUCUCCCGGGGGCGGGGCACCCCGCCUUCCUCUUUUCACGAGGCCAAUGGCAGUGGCCACAUGCAGGAGAUGAUGAUACCAGCAGGCAAGGCCGGCCUGGUCAUUGGCAAGGGUGGAGAGACCAUCAAACAGCUGCAGGAGCGUGCUGGUGUGAAGAUGAUUUUGAUUCAGGAUGCCUCUCAGGGACCCAACAUGGACAAGCCUCUUCGGAUCAUUGGGGAACCAUACAAAGUGCAGCAAGCACGCGAGAUGGUGCAGGAGAUUCUGAGGGAGAGGGAUCACCCUGGUUUCGGAGAAAGAAAUGAUUACGGCUCGCGUAUGGGUGGAGGAAUAGAGGUGCCCGUCCCGCGCCACUCUGUGGGUGUUGUGAUCGGCCGGAACGGAGAGAUGAUAAAAAAGAUUCAGAAUGACGCAGGAGUCAGGAUACAGUUCAAACCAGAUGACGGUAACGGUCCAGAUAAGAUUGCUCACAUCAUGGGGCCCCCAGACCGCUGCGAGCAUGCGGCCAGCAUCAUCAAUGACCUCCUACAGAGCAUCCGCGCCCGGGAAGAGGGCGGAGGGGGACCUCCUGGACCUCCUGGUACUGGUAUGCCUCCAGGUGGGCGUGGGCGGGGGCGUGGCCCGGGCAGCUGGGGCCCUCCCGGCGCUGAGAUGACCUUCUCGAUUCCUGCGCACAAAUGCGGCCUCGUGAUUGGCCGCGGUGGCGAGAAUGUCAAGUCCAUCAACCAGCAGACGGGGGCGUUCGUGGAGAUCUCUCGGCAGCCACCGCCCAAUGGGGAUCCCAACUUCAAGCUCUUCACCAUCCGGGGAACGCCCCAGCAGAUCGACCAUGCCAAGCAGCUCAUUGAGGACAAGAUCGAGGGUCCUUUGUGUCCUGUGGGCCCUGGGCCGGGCGGACCCGGGCCGGCUGGCCCAAUGGGCCCCUACAACCCCAAUCCAUAUCAGCCUGGGCCGCCCGGAGGUCCUCCCCAUGGAGGUCCUCCAGGUGUGCACCAGUACCCUCCCCAGGGCUGGGGAAACGCCUACCAGCAGUGGCAGCCUCCUGCGCCCCAUGACCCCAGUAAGGCAGCGGCGGACCACAGUGCAGCGUGGGCAGCGUACUAUGCGCAGUACUAUCAGCAGCCUGCAGGGGGUGCCAUGCCUGGCCAGACACCCAGCGGCCAGCCAGCUGCUCCUGCCCCUGCUGACCAGAGCCAAGCGGCCCAGAGUACAAACCAACCUGACUACACCAAGGCCUGGGAGGAAUACUACAAGAAAAUGGCUCAGACAGGUGGUGGCGCUGCUCCCGCAGCAGGGGGCGCUCCUGCGUCUGCGGCGGCAGCUGGGUCUGCAGCAGGACAGACUGACUACAGCGCUGCCUGGGCAGAGUACUACAGACAACAGGCUGCUUACUACGGUCAAACAGCACAGAACCCUGGGCAGCCUGCAGGCACACAGCAGGGACAGCAGGCACAGUGAUGCAGACUGGGCGGGGUCUGGGCUCACUGGCUCCUCCCACUCUCAGAUGACUUCCACGCACCCCAUCUCUUGGCCCCACCCCCCUUUUUUCCUCAUUGUCGUUUGUUUCUCGUCUCCUCUUCCAAGCGACAAAGGAAAAUGAACAAAAAGAAACUUGUAAAUGGUGAGAUUUUUUUUUUUCUUUUGGUUUUCUUUCUGGUCACCCCCAGCACUCAAAAAAUGGACUAAUCCAAGCGUUAGAUGAUUCCUUCCUGCUCGUCCUCCUGCCUCUUAAAUGUGAUUCUAAAACCAUUGCCAGGGAAACAAAAGGGAAGGCUCCCCAUCACUGGCUAACCUCCAUCCUCAAAUGGACUCGCUCUCUGUUGCUUUUUUUUUUUUUUUUUUUAUAUAAAAUAUUUCAAAGAAAGCAAAAAAGUCAAAAAUGCAGGAGCUACUGCAUUUAAAAUGCUAUCUUUUUUUUCUUUUCUUUUUUUUGCUUUUACAGUUUUAAUUUUUUGUUUUAAGAAUGUUUUUGUUUUGUUUUUCCCCUGAUAGAGGUUGGAACAUUCCCAGUGUCUCUUCAUUCAUUCUGAGCUUUUUACUGUUUCAUUGCUGCCCAAGUGUUCCCUCCUGCAGUUGGGUGUGUGGGUGUGUAAGUGCGUAUCCGAGUCCAGACUGAGUUUGUGUGUGUGUGUAUGGGAGUCUACUGAAUGAGUGAGCUGUUCUUUUUAGCACCCUGGUCUACACUGUCCUAGUGACCCACCCACCCCUGCCAUCUCAGCAAGCCCUGAUGUUGUUAUAUAUAUAUAUAUAUAUAUAUGUUGAACGCUUGGUUUCUUUUUUUUCUUUUUUCUUUUUUUUUACUUUUUAAUGAUUGUUUUUAAAAACUUCACAAUAAAAGAAGAUAUGCAGCCUGGGUGUCCUUGUUCACUUUGCUACUGAGUCAGCAGGGUGUGAAACUCUUUAGUUUACAGGAGUUUAUGAUGUGGACUACACUUCCCAUAAUGUGAUAACAGCGUUUCACUAAAACUGUCAUCAGGUGCAAUCCUGUGUACCUUUUCGGUUUUCUUUCUGUAACAUUUCAAUAAAAUGCAGAAGUGAUUAAA